This is a messenger RNA of Acytostelium subglobosum LB1, 2301 nucleotides long. RefSeq lists its product as hypothetical. Lineage: Eukaryota; Evosea; Eumycetozoa; Acytosteliales; Acytosteliaceae. Gene Ontology annotation, molecular function: cation binding; protein serine/threonine phosphatase activity. The transcript has 2 exons. The record is from RefSeq and is a predicted model, not a curated record. Gene Ontology annotation, biological process: protein dephosphorylation. The coding region runs from base 1 to 2301 and encodes 766 amino acids.
AUGCACUUGAAACAAGAGUUUAGAAGUCUAGAGUUGAGGAAACAGGUGGCAUUUGUGGGUGCAGCAGGAUCACUCCUAUUUGCAUUACUACUCACUUAUGAGUUCAUAGAGUUGAUCACAAACAUAUUCUACUCUAUCGUUCUCACCAUCCUCAUUGUAUUCUGUGUUCAGAACAGAUAUAAUGCCAUCAAAUUAUUCCGCUUCCUCUAUCAACUGGAUGUGGCUCAAAUAGAUAUAUACACUCAAUGGAUCUACAACUAUAUCAAUGCCCUGGCUACUGGUACCACUCCACCUACACUACCACCACGCCCGUCCUCCGCCACACCUUCAACAUCCCCAACAAACAAUGAUGAUGUUGAUGUUGAUGUUGAUGAUAUCAACAAUACCAUAAACGAUCAACAUCAAACCAACUACGACCAAGAGUUACCAAUUGAUACCAAUGGAUUGAUAUUUGAUAAUCUAUCGGACCAGGAGACAAUCGAUAAACUGUACGAUCAGAUCAAAGAGUUGAACCUGACACAGUUCUCUGAGCGUGCCAACCGUGAUCGUGAGAGACUUGUCCUGCAUCAAAAGAUAAAGCUGUGCGCCCAGGCCAUCUCUGACUCACAGCAGGAGAGAGCAAAGUGGAAGCAACUGGCCGAGCAACACACUCUCAAGUACACAGAGCUCACAAGAGAGAGGGACCAACUGGUGACAUCAGAACAGCGACAUCUCUCCAAAAUUAACGAUUAUGAGCGCAAGGAGCGCUUCUGGAAUGACAGUGAGCGAGCUCUACUCAAGAGGAUAUCAGAGUUGAAGGAGUCAAACUCAUCGCUCAAGAAGGAGUCUGAGGACAAACAAAAGAAGAUAUCAAAGCUUGAGGACAAUGUGAACAAGGUGGAGCGAAAGAUAUCACACUCUCCAAGUGCAUCACCUAGGUCCUCAUCACCAGUUCCACAUACUCAUGGCGCCGUCCAGUCAUCAACCCUGCCAAUCCCAAUCAGUGGCAGCGUAUCGAGGAAGAACUCAUUCAUUGGUGCUGAAGAGGACCCUGCACAGUCAGACACAACCAAGUUCAAGAGUCUCUUCAAGAAGGUCAAGAACAAGUUGGAGUCCUCAAAGAUCAUCAACAAGGCACAGGAUCGUAUAAACAAACAUCUCCAUCCAGAGAACUAUCCAGUGGUGGUUCCAACUGUCAUGGGUGGCAGCAGUGGUAGCGGCAGUCCACCAUCAACAACAACAGCAGAGCCAACAACUAUCAGUGCGACACCAACAACAGUACAUCCCAUUCUAUUCGCUGACGAUAAAGAUAUAUUUGAUGAUGGUGCUGACACUCCCAAGAUUGUCGUGGAGCAACCUGAUAUCUUUACCUUUGAGGAUGGAGAUAAAGAGUCGACCAACCCGGAUACAUUGGACGAUCUUCUCAUACUUGGAACUACUACUACAUCAUCAUCAACGUCGUCAUCAUCGUCAUCAUUGUUUGGAUGUAUCAAGGAGCACUCAUCAAAGGAGUCAGAGAACAGAACCGGACUUAGACGUGCCAAGAAGAAGCCACCUACACCUGAUGCCAGCAUGAUGGAGGACACUUCAUUCGCAUGCUACCCAUUCAACAACUCUAGCGACAUGGCACUGUUUGGUGUGUUUGAUGGACAUGCUGGACGUGUGGCAGCAGAGUAUGCCAAGCAACAGUUCCCAAUAGAGGUGGCCAAGAUCAUCACCGAGCAACCAGGACUGUUAUCAUCAUGCGAUAUGUCUGAUAUGCUACUCCAAGCCUUUGCCAAUAUUGAUCACUUGAUGAAGACAUCAUCCGAUCAUCUCUAUGUUGGUUGUACAGCGACAAUAUCAUUCAUAUGGACCUCUGCCGGUGGAGAUAGGUAUCUACAGAUAGCCAAUGUUGGUGAUACUUCAGCAUACAUGUGUCGUAAUGGACAGUGUGUAGAGUUAACAUAUAGUCACAAAGCAAGCGACCCUUUGGAGAAGAAGAGAUUGAUAGAGUCUGGUAUAGAGGUGUCAAAGGAGCAGACAAGGAUCAAUGGACUGUCUGUGAGUCGAUCACUGGGCGAUCACUUCUUGAAGGAUCAGAACAUUGGCCUGAUUGGUGUGCCCUACCUAUCCAAACCAAUACUGCUCAAGGAUACUGAUAGUCUGCUUGUGAUGGCAUCGGAUGGUCUGUGGGAUGUAUGUAGCGGUCACGAAACAAUCGGUCUUGGCGAGCAAUAUAUUACAAGAGGUGCCAAUUCACUUUGUUCCAGUCUAUUGCAACGUGCCACUGACAAUCCAGAGUGCAAUGAUAAUGUAUCAAUCAUUGUAGUUAGGCUGUAA